Molecule: messenger RNA, 2124 nt
Organism: Lactuca virosa
Lineage: Eukaryota; Viridiplantae; Streptophyta; Magnoliopsida; Asterales; Asteraceae
Source: the annotation of a GenBank genome assembly
AAAACACACACACAGUCCUUCGUCUUCUUCUUCUUCUUCUUCUUCAUCCAGUUUCACACAAACAUAAACACACGUUAGACAUUACAUUCUUUGAUUCUCUCUUUCUCACACACACAUCUGUGUGUGUUCUUCAUACUCUGCAUAUAUAAUCUCCGGCAAACAAAAAAGGGCGAGAGGGAACGCCGUUAAUUUGGAUUCCCCACCCCUAUCAUGUGAUUGAUCCACCAAGAAAUGCACGCCAAAAAUCGGCUCCCCACCAGCGGAAACAACAGCCCUUCACCCCCUGCCUCCCCUCGUCACCUUCACCACCGCUCCUCCAAGCCCUCCGGCCGAUUCACUCACCGUUCUUUCCUCCGACGUUUUUCCCGGUUCAUCCUAUCCGUCCUUGUUCGACGCCAACGCGUCCUACUCUUCGCCCCACUUCUCUACCUCUCCAGCAUGAUCUUCUACAUGGGGACUGUUCAAUUCGACGCCGUUUCCGGUUCAAUCAGACCAUCAAUGGCUGUCGGGUCAGUCUACCGGAGUCCAGAGCUGUACGCUAAGCUCCGGCAUGAAAUGGAUGUUGAUAAUUCGACUGCUGAUGCGAUUUCAACCCUAUGGAAACGUGCUAAAGGUACAGAUUGGAGGCCUUGUAUUAACAAGUCUUCAGGAGGCUUACCAGAGUCCAAUGGAUACAUAUAUAUCGACGCAAAUGGUGGCUUGAAUCAACAAAGAACAUCUAUUUGCAAUGCAGUUGCUGUGGCUGGCUUUCUUAAUGCAACAUUAGUCAUUCCCAAUUUUCAUUUUCAUAGCAUUUGGAGAGAUCCCAGCAAAUUCAGUGACAUAUACGAUGAAGAUUUUUUCAUAAAAACAUUGGAAAAUGAUGUACGUGUGGUGAACACAAUACCUAAAUAUUUAAUGGAACGUUUUGAUCACAACAUGUCAAAUGUAUUAAACUUCAAAAUAAAAGCAUGGGCACCAAUUCGUUACUACAAAGAUACAGUUCUUCCAAGGCUACUUGAAGAAAAGGUUAUAAGGAUCUCUCCAUUUGCAAAUCGGUUGUCUUUUGAUGCCCCUCCUUCUGUUCAACGCCUUCGUUGCUUAGCAAAUUAUGAAGCUUUACAAUUUUCAAAAUCUAUUUUGAGUAUAAGUGAAAGAUUAGUUUCUAGAAUGAAAGAUCGAAGUGUUAAUAAUGGUGGAAAGUAUAUUUCUGUGCAUCUUAGGUUUGAAGAGGAUAUGGUUGCUUUCUCUUGUUGUGUAUAUGAUGGUGGAAAAAGAGAAGUUGAAGACAUGAAAGCUGCAAGGGAAAGAGGCUGGAGAGGUAAAUUUACAAAGCCUGGUAGAGUCCUUCAGCCUGGGGUCAAUAGGGUCAAUGGAAAAUGUCCACUCACUCCUUUAGAGGUGGGAUUGAUGCUUAGGGGAAUGGGAUUUGAUAAAAGUACAUCGAUAUUUUUAGCAUCUGGACAAAUAUAUAAUUCAGAAAGAUAUAUGGCUCCUUUGCUAGAAAUGUUUCCUCUUUUACAAACAAAAGAGAUGUUGGUAUCUUCUCAGGAACUUGCACCUUAUAAGAACUAUUCAUCAAGAAUGGCUGCUAUAGACUACACGGUUUGUCUCCAUAGUGAAGUAUUUGUAACAACUCAAGGUGGAAACUUCCCACAUUUUCUUCUUGGCCAUAGAAGAUACCUCUUCAAUGGACAUGCCAAAACAAUCCGACCCGAUAAACGCAAAUUAGCAUUGUACUUUGACAAUCCCAACAUCGGAUGGAGAACGUUCAAAAGACACAUGUUAGGUAUGAGGGCGCAUAGUGAUUCAAAGGGAAUGGAGUUGAAAAGACCAAAUGAUUCCAUAUAUUCAUUCCCAUGUCCAAAUUGCAUGUGCCAUACAAAUACAACAAUACAAGACUCGAAUACAAUCACACAAGGCUAAGAUUGUUUUUUUGUUUGUUUUUUUAUUUGAAAUUAUUUCAUUCUUUGAUUUGUACAUGAUUCAUGGAGUUGUAGUUUGUACAUUAGAGUUGUUUUGAUUUUGAUUUUGAUUACAUGUGAGAGGAUAGGAAGAUGUAUUUGUAGACAGAUUUGAUUUUAAAUUCCGUACAUUCAUUCAUUCAUUCAUUCAUUCAUUCAUGUAUGUUUAAGAUUGUGAUAG